UAAAACUCAUAUUGUUAUGUCAAUAGACAUUUGUAUGAGGUUAGGUUAAAGAAUAAUUAUUUUAAUUGAACAAUAUCUAAUCUAUCUUAAUAACUGACUUUACUACUGGAAAAUGUCGACACGCUGGUAUCCUAUUUAUCAGAGAGGAAACCCGCAAUUAAGGGUAUUCUUACCAAAUUUUUGGAUGAAGAUUGUUCGACCUGCACCCAAACAGUUGCCUAAUGUAGUUCAGUUUCAGUGCUCUAUUGAAAUGACCAAACAUGACAUUAAGAACUACCUAGAGAAAAUUUAUAAUAUCCCUGUUGUUGAUGUGAGAACUAAAAUAUCUUUAGGAAAGUUCAAAAGAGAUGUUGGUAAAGGAUACAUUGUAAAAGAUGAUGACAUCAAAAAUGCUUUUAUAGUGUUGCCUAAGGAUAUGAAGUUUGAGUAUCCUAAUAUAUUUGGUGACAAAGAUGGGGAUGAAGAUCAAGAGAAAGCAUUAGACGAGGCCAAAAAGUCAUUUAAAAAUUAUAUUGAUCGCAAUAAACACAGACCUGAUGUUCCAAGUUGGUUUACGAUAUAAAAACUUUGAUAUAAUUUAGUUUUUAAUUAGUCCAAAGUGUUAAAUAAAUAUUUACAUGUAA
This is a messenger RNA of Trichoplusia ni (cabbage looper), 623 nucleotides long. RefSeq names its product probable 39S ribosomal protein L23, mitochondrial (gene mRpL23). Gene Ontology annotation, cellular component: mitochondrial large ribosomal subunit; ribosome. Bases 113 to 562 code for a protein of 149 amino acids. NCBI's taxonomy places the organism in Eukaryota, Metazoa, Arthropoda, Insecta, Lepidoptera, Noctuidae. The record is from RefSeq and is a predicted model, not a curated record. Gene Ontology annotation, biological process: mitochondrial translation. The transcript is spliced from 3 exons. Gene Ontology annotation, molecular function: structural constituent of ribosome.